Drosophila takahashii is the source of this 781-nucleotide messenger RNA. RefSeq names its product Cuticular protein 11B (gene Cpr11B). NCBI's taxonomy places the organism in Eukaryota, Metazoa, Arthropoda, Insecta, Diptera, Drosophilidae. Gene Ontology annotation, molecular function: structural constituent of chitin-based larval cuticle. The record is from RefSeq and is a predicted model, not a curated record. Gene Ontology annotation, cellular component: chitin-based extracellular matrix.
CGUUCCCAAAUCGAGAAUUCGCAUAAAUCUAUUACUUGGCUCCUUUUUUUUUUUUUUGCUUUUUUUGCGAGUGGCCUGAGUGAUCUGUGAUCUUUUUUCGAAAAGCACAAAAAUGUUGCGACCCCAGUUGUUGACCGUUGCCCUCGUGCUCUUGGGCUUCUCCUCGGCCUCCGUUCUGGCCGGUCGUCUUAGCCAGCGGUAUUUGCCCACUCCGCAGGCCAGCCAGCUGCACUACCACGGCGUCAGUGGCCAGGGACACGCUCGUCCUGGCGCAGGACAUUCCUUCGGCGGCGUCGGCGGCGGUUCCAGCUUCCAGCGCCAGCAGCAACCCCAGAUCCCCAUCGUGAGGAGCGACUACCAGAGCGACGCCAAUGGCAACUACAACUUCGGCUUCGACACGGGCAAUGGAAUCCAUCGCGAUGAGACCGGCGAGUUCCGCGGAGGAUGGCCCCACGGAUCGCUGGGUGUCCAGGGAUCCUACUCGUAUACCGGUGACGAUGGCAAGCAGUACACUGUGAACUACAAGGCGGACAAGAAUGGAUUCCAGGCGGAGGGAGCCCAUCUGCCCGUUUCGCCAUCGGUGCCCGCUGCCCCAGCAGGACGCAGCUCUUAUGGCGCUGGUGGUGGUUAUCGUGGUUCGGCCCCGUCGCAUGUCCCUGCUCCUGCUCCGGCUACCCGAUAUCUGCCCCCAGGAUAUCGCCAGCGUAGGCACUAUUGAAGGAUACCAGCGAUUGGAAGGAUAACCCCUAACAACCCCAACAAUCUGAUUCUUAAACUGUAA